Messenger RNA from Mycosarcoma maydis (corn smut), 1125 nucleotides. RefSeq lists its product as uncharacterized. Bases 1 to 1125 code for a protein of 374 amino acids. The record is from RefSeq and is a predicted model, not a curated record. Lineage: Eukaryota; Fungi; Basidiomycota; Ustilaginomycetes; Ustilaginales. The transcript is spliced from 4 exons.
AUGGAUCGUGACACGCAAAUUGGCCAAGAGGCAUCAAGGGUGUCGUCAAGGUCACCUCGCCACAAACACAGUGAUUCUGCUGCAAAACACUGGCGAAUCGAGAGAAGUUGGGCCACGCCAUUCAUGAUGGACUUUGGCGCGUCAUCCGAGACGCAGAGCACUGCAUCGUGCAGUGUGCAUGGGAAUCUCGAGCGACCUCAGCUGUGUUGCACGUUUCGUGUUUCUUUGCUCGUCGCGCCACGCUUUUCGUCUCAGUGCUUCGGCAAUUCACGAUUCGCUGUUCUGAGACAAACGGCAAGCCCAACAGCAGUCAUCAGAUUUGGCUCACUGCAGCGCCUACUCAGCUCUGCUUCCUCACAUGUCUCCUCCCUUCUGGCUGCCAACCUGUCUGAGCUACGUUCCGUGGUUGUCCACAAUCAACGCGCCUCUUCUCUUUGUAUGGAGGUCACGAAUCGUUCGGUUUCACAGAUCAGCCCCCAUCUCUUUCACCAAUCAAUCUGGAUCGCCGGACAGUUUCGGGUGAACGACAUCGGCUUGCCAAUUUCGGAGCCAAUUUGGAAGCAGAACGAUGGGGAGCGACCGCCGUCAGCUACUUGGGCUGCCACAUCCUUUGCAUGCACGAUCAAAAGUGGUCUUGCAAGCUAUGCACAUGCCUGUCUUGUCGCGUACCAUGUGACUCCCUACUCAGAAAGCGGGGGUGUGUCACUCUGCCUCCAGUGCAAGCCAAGCUUUAAUUUGCAGGAUAACCCAGCAAAGUGCGCCACGGCUCAGACGGGACUAAGCUGGUGGAGACCACUAGACGUCGGUUCUCACCAUGCAGACUCCAGACUCACAACUGUCGCUAGUUUGUGUGCAGAGCCGAUCCGAUCCUCCCCCACACUCGUGAUUUUGCCUCGUUUUCUGAGUUUGCAGUACAAUACAGUGACGAAUACUGUAUGUCACAAAUGGACUGCCACGCGUCUCUUGACUCCGACCAAAGCCGCCAGCUCGUUUCACAGCAAACAAAGAAACACAGAACCGCCAAGCAUCAUACGGCAUCGCAAACGAGCUGGCAUGCCUCCAUUCGUUGUGCAAAGCAGGCCAGAAAAGAAGAGAAGACUGUCUGCAAAAAGUGCACGCAGUUAG